AUGGACAAGAUUGUGUCCUUCUCCAAAUGGCUUAAGGUAGUCAAAGCCAAGAGUCAGCCAGCCGCCCCUAUGUAUGUCUCCAAGUCUAAUGGCAACGACAAUGAGCCGCCGAAGAAGAGGCAGAAGGUGUCCCAUCAUUCUCCUUUUGCCGUUGAUGGUGUUGUCGAGGAGCCUACUACCAAAGACGAUGAACAGAGCAUCCGUGUUAUUGAAGGUGAAGUCGUCGAGUUUAUGGGGAUUGAUGAUUAUGAAUUUGGUUCUCCGUUGAAGAGAGUGCCUACGCCUCAUCCUAAGAAGAAUAAGGGUCAGUAUGAUGAUGAUGACGAAGAUGAAGAGGGGAAGUGA
This is a messenger RNA of Aspergillus tubingensis, 345 nucleotides long. RefSeq lists its product as uncharacterized. The record is from RefSeq and is a predicted model, not a curated record. The transcript has a single exon. The coding region runs from base 1 to 345 and encodes 114 amino acids. Lineage: Eukaryota; Fungi; Ascomycota; Eurotiomycetes; Eurotiales; Aspergillaceae.